Messenger RNA from Drosophila hydei, 1029 nucleotides. RefSeq names its product fumarylacetoacetate hydrolase domain-containing protein 2. Lineage: Eukaryota; Metazoa; Arthropoda; Insecta; Diptera; Drosophilidae. The record is from RefSeq and is a predicted model, not a curated record. Gene Ontology annotation, molecular function: hydro-lyase activity. The transcript is spliced from 3 exons. Bases 70 to 963 code for a protein of 297 amino acids.
UAACAAAUUUUUUCAUUCCAUGUAUUUCAUUUUUACAAGUGGAGCUGCUGAUCAAUCGAAUAGUUAUAAAUGUUGUCUGCUAGAAUGCGCUUCGUGCAAUAUUUGCGUAAGGGCGAUCUCGCCAAACGUCUCGGUCUUUUGACCGACGAUCAUAAGUCUUUGCUUGAGCUCGGCGGCAUCGAAGGUGUGCCCUAUGACCUGAAGACUUUGAUUGCGCAGAACCCGAAUCUGGAAGAGAUUGCCAAAAAGGCUGAGAAACAGCCGAAGCUUCUUUUGAAUGAUGACGUCACCUUGUUGCCUCCACUGAGUGAUCCGGGUAAAAUAAUUUGCAUCGGCCUCAACUAUCAGGACCACUGUGACGAACAGAACAAGCCCGCCCCCAAACAACCCAUGUUCUUUAGCAAGUACAACAACACAUUGGUGGGCCCAUUAGAUGAUGUGGUAGCGCACGCAAUAUCAAACAAAAUUGACUGGGAAGUGGAACUGGUGGUCGUCAUUGGCAAGGUCGCCCGUCAAGUGCCCAAGGAAAAGGCGUUUGAUUAUGUGUUUGGCUAUAGCAUUGCUCAAGACAUCUCCGCUCGAGACUGGCAAAAGGAACGGAACGGUGGUCAGUUCCUAUUGGGCAAAUCUAUGGACACUUUCUGUCCCCUUGGCCCCGCUGUGGUGCACAAAAGUGAAAUAAAGGAUGUUUACGAUUUGCCAUUGAAAACAUGGAUUAAUGGCGUAGAGAAGCAAAAUGGUAACACACGUGAUAUGAUACACAAAAUAGAUGAUGUCAUCAACAGACUAACCCAGUCGAUUACAUUGCUCCCGGGCGACAUCAUUUUGACCGGCACACCAAAAGGUGUGGGCAUGUACCGCGACCCCCCCGAAUAUCUUAAAGUGGGAGAUGUCAUCAAGACAGAAAUUGUUGGCCUGGGCACGAUGACCAACCAAGUUGUUGCCCCAUGCAAGCCAAAUUAAAUAUUGUUAUUCAAUGUUAUGUAAAUCAAACAACUGUUAAAAAACAUGUUAUUUAAUCAUGUAGCC